This is a messenger RNA of Oldenlandia corymbosa var. corymbosa, 973 nucleotides long. NCBI's taxonomy places the organism in Eukaryota, Viridiplantae, Streptophyta, Magnoliopsida, Gentianales, Rubiaceae. The record is from the annotation of a GenBank genome assembly.
CAAUUGACAACUGACAAUUAAACUGCAGACAAACGGCCCGGCAGGAGGAAAAAAACCACCCCACCAGAAAAUGGAAGAAGCAACUCCGGCAGCCACCGACAACCAGUCGUACUGGCUCCGUUGGCAAGUCCCAGUUUGUGCACUCAUCUUCAUUCUCCCUGCGCUGGUGUCUGUGACUCUGAUCAUCAACAGAAACAGAAGAAUCAAAGCACCUCUGGGUCCAUCCAAUUCCAUCCCCACACAUCACCACCUCUGGGUCCCCUGCUGGAGGUUCCUACAUCCCAGGUGGCUGCUCAUUUACAGGGCUCUGGCUUUCUUCACCAUGGCAGCCAUGCUCUAUCAGUUUAUCAUCACUUUGGGCCUAUUCACUUUUUUCUUCUACACUCAGUGGACGUUUACCUUGGUGAUAGUUUACUUCGGACUCGGCACCUUAGUUUCUGUCCAUGGAUGCUGGACCCUCUCAGCAAAAUCCAGUGAGAGUGGAGAACAAGCUGACAAGGCUAUCAGGUUCUGGGGCAAUCUCAUGGAACAUAUAUAUCAGGCUUGUGCAGGGGCAGUUAUGCUAACAGAUAUUGUGUUUUGGUGCCUUUUAGUCCCAUUUAUGUUGAAUGAAGAAUUUCAACUCACUCUGUUGAUUGCAUUCAUGCAUUCUAUUAAUGCGGUUUUUCUCAUCCUUGAUUCCUUUCUGAACAGCAUUCCGUUCCCAUGGUUUGGCCUUGUAUACUUUGUCCUGUGGAGCUGCUCAUAUAUUAUUUUCCAGUGGGCUCUUCAUCUAUGUUGUGUAGCGUGGUGGCCAUAUCCGUUCCUUGAUCUCUCCAACCCAUGGGCGCCGAUGUGGUAUUUGGCGAUGGCGUUGAUUCACAUUCCCUGCUAUGGAUUAUACAUGCUGAUUGUGAAAGCCAAAGAUUUCAUUUGUUCAAGAUUGUUUUCUGACUCUUAUAAGAGGAUUUCAUCGGACAAGAAGCAGCCCUAG